AUGGCUGCCCGUAAACAUUACGAUUCGAUCGCCACUGACACAGGCAUAAUGGACUCGGAUGAAACAGAAGAAGACGAGGAUGUAUUCUUCAAAGAUCCUCGCAGAAAUUUAUUAACAGAUUUCUCUAAAACAAGCAGCAAUGAAACAAAUUUGAAUGUUGGAGAGGAACACAUGAAAGUGUAUUUACGAGUUAGGCCCUUCUCAGAAGAUGAACAAAACAGACAGGAAAACCAGAGCUGUGUGGAGAUUGAGGAUGACAACCAUGUAUUAACCCAUGCCCCUAAGGAUUCUCACACCUACAAAAACUGUACCCACGGUCUUGGCAAAACCACACACAAGUUCACAUUCUCCAAAAUCUUCUCAGAGACAACAAGUCAGAAGGAUUUGUUCGAUCAGACUAUGCUAGGCCUGGUCAAAGACUUUAUCAGUGGUCAGAACUGUCUUGUCUUCACAUAUGGCGUUACAAGCUCUGGGAAAACAUACACAAUUCAAGGUGAGCCAAGUGAUGCGGGUGUCUUGCCGCGAGCCUUGGAUGUCUUGUUUAACAGCAUCAGUGGUAAACAGGUGGACGGGAUGAAACUCAAACCCAACAUGUUCACAGAUGUGAUGAAACUGUCUAGUGUUGAGGAAGAGGCGGAGAAAAAGUUUAAAGAAAAAACUCUGAAAAUGAGCAAUGAUGAUGAGCCGGAUGUGAUGAGCUUACUUGGAGAGGAUGCUUCAGAUUUAACUAAUACAACAACAUGCUCCGAGAGUUCUAAUGUGUCUUAUGCUAACUCAGAGAGACAGAAAGGUAGGAAUGGUCGGACUGAAGGUGAUAACAGUCCUGAGGAUCUGCUGAGUGAGAUUGAGGACCGUGUGCGAGAAGAGACGGCUGUCAGUGUGGAGGACCAAGGAAGCAUCAGGUUCUCCAUCUGGGUCUCGUUUGCAGAAAUAUACAAUGAACAGAUCUUUGACCUUUUGGUGUCCAUCCCAAAGAAGAAGAAUGUGCGAAGACCUGUCCUUAGACUAAGUGAUGACAAAAAAGGAAGCCCUUAUAUCAAAGGACUAAAGGAAAUCCAUGUAACGUCUGCAGACGAGGCAUACAAAUUAUUAACCAUUGGUAAACAAAAUCUGCGUACAGCAUGUACCAAACUUAACCAUCAGUCAUCUCGAAGCCACUGUAUCUUUAACAUCAAAAUUGUACGUGUGAUGGAUGUGGAUGACCCCCAUGUUGCCAGAGUUAGCAUGCUAUCUCUGUGUGAUCUGGCUGGCUCAGAGCGAUAUUCAAAAACACAAAGUAAUGGGGAGCGUUUGAAGGAAGCUGGAAACAUUAACACGUCUCUGAUGACCCUGGGUCGGUGUAUAGAAAUGCUACGUUACAACCAGCAUCACAAAGAGAAGUCAAAGAUCAUACCGUUCCGUGACAGCAAGCUGACACGACUGUUUCAGAAUUUUUUUUCUGGUAGGGGAAAGGCAGCCAUGAUCGUGAAUGUCAAUCAGUGUGCAAGCAUGUUUGAUGAAACACUACAUGUGUUCAAGUUCUCAGCCAUAGCUAAACAGGUGGUUGUUGCACAGAAGCCAGACCCACCACCACGGCCAAAGUUACUGACGAUAUCUGUACCUCCGCCUGUUGAGUCAGUCAGAGCACCAUCUAUUGCCUGGGCAACUCCUGGACAACUCUACACAGCAGAGAAACUGCCCCUCCCAGAGGAUGAGGAGGAUAACUUGGGGGAGACAGAUGAAGUGGCGGAACUAGUGCAGGUGAUUGAGGAGAUGGAAAAGGAGAUCCGUGGACUCCGGAAAGAAAAACUGCACCAGGAAGGUCGUAUUCGUGAGGAAGUCUGCCAGGAAAUGAUGAAACAGUUUGUUGCUAUUGAGAAUGAGUGCAGGGAGCGAAUUCGAUGGACAGAAGAGCUAGCCGAGGAGACCAUGGAGAGGAGAAUUAAAGUCUUAACUGAUGCUUAUAAAGAAGAAAAGAAGUCGGUCAGAAAGGGUAAACAAAGUCAGCGUAUGGAGGACGAUGACGAUGAGUGGGUAUCCAGUAUUCUCCUUCAUCAAGAGAAGGUCAAAGUUGAGGAAAAGGAGAAAGAGAUAUCUGAACUUCAGAAACAGGUCAGAGAGCUGAAACAGCAGGAAUUUAAGGAGGACAGUAAAGAUGACCAGACGUCACUGGUUGAGGCGAUGUCUCAUCAACUGAAGGAGCUUCGGGCGACUAUCACAGAGAAGGACGAGGAGAUCUAUAAGCUGAAUGAGAUGUUGGAGGAAGCAGGAGAGACAUUUGCUGAGAAGGAGACGGAACUUUCCCGUUUAAACAACCUCAUUUCAGAUCACAAGGCCAAAGUAAAAGAACAGGGUAAAACGAUAGCCGAGUUGGAGGAGGCACUGAAGGAGAGUCAACUUGCCCUUCAAACUGCAGACAGACGCCUCACACAACAGGAGGAUAAUGCUGCCACCCAAAAUGAGGAAAAGGUCAAAAUACAAGGUACAAAGGGAAAAUUUCCUAAUUUAAAAGUCAGAUCUUAUAGUUCCAGAGUAAGCAAAACACCCCCUCUGUUCUCCUGUAUGGAGAAUGAGGCCAGCACUAGUGAUGAUAACAACAUUAUUUUGAAACCCACUGCAGGACUAAUAUCAAAACUUAAACCCAGCAAGCGAGUCUUACAGCUGAUAGUUACACCUCUCCAGAACAAAAUCCUAGCCCACCACACUCGCACCAGCCUUCUAAGGCUGCGCAACUCACCUGCCAAAGAUCCAACACGAGGCCGUGAGUGUAUGAAAAACAUCCUAGGACCUGAGAAAGAGAACUCUAGAGGACCUCAUCAGAGAAGCAAACGGAAACUUACAGAGGAUAAAGACACCAGUCUAAGCAAAAGGCGUAGAAAAUUGUUAGUGGAUAGAUAUGUACACCAUGAUAUUACAGAGGAGCUGACCACAGUCCAGGGAUGUGUCGGGUUCCUGGAGCAGACAGUCAAACAGAAGGAAGAAGAGGUGCGUGUGUGGAAGUCACGAUGUCAACGAGCAGAGGAGGACAGCAUAAAGCAGGAACAGGCAUUGAUCAACGGCUACAAAGCUGAGAUCUCUACACUCAAACAACAGGUAAAUAUAGUCUGUAGUGUAUGCAGGAGUGGGGCCUUGAUCAACAGCUACAAAGCUGAGAUCUCUACACUCAGACAACAGAUUUCAGAGCUGAAAUCCAAUUCGAGUGUGAUGAAGGCUGCGUGUGAUUCAUCUCCAAGGAAGAAAGGAGCAGAAGAAGACGCAUUUCACCAUAAGUUGUCUGUCCAGUUGAAGGAAUUACAAGCUGAACUAGACAAAAACUCAGCUGUCACACUGGAGCUUCAGCAGGCACUAGAGACGGCCAGGGCUGUGAGUGAGGACUUGGACCAACAACUUGGCCAGGAAAAAGAUGCCCAUGCUGAUACUAGAGCCGAGCUAUCUCGACUCACAGAAGAGAAUGAGGAACUUAAGCAACUCAAGGUCAAGGUUGCACAGCUAGAAAACAGUUUUGAGGACCGGGAGCAAAACCUGGCUUCUAAGGUUGAAGAAAAUCUCAGAGCUGAGGGUUUGAUAGUGGAGCUUGAGGAGCAACUGAAGACAUUGAAAUCUGCAGACUACCCGGCUCAAAUAGCGAGGCUGGAGGAGGAGAUGGCCACACUCCAGACAUCACUGGUCAACAAGGAGGAAGAGUUGGAAACUCUUACAGAAAAAGUUGAGGAGUUAGAAACAGUCAACACUGGUUUACGAGACAUGGUCAACCAGACAACAGCUGACCUCCAGGCAAAGGACCAUAUACUUGCAGAGUUGUCCAGCAAGGUCAAGGUAAAUGAGGAUAUGAAGCAGAGCGCCCUGUCUCCAAGCAGCCCUAUGUCCAGUCUACAGCGACGGAUGAGGGAGAUCAGACAUGAGUCUGAGGCCACAAAAAAUGAACUGACUUCAACUCUCAAGGAACACAAGAAACUACAAGGAGAGUUCACGGUAGCCAAAGAGACGAUCAAGAAAGAACAGGAGAAGACCCAACAACUGACUUCGCACAUUAAGGACCUAGAAUUCCAGCUUGACGAGAGCCAGAUCGAUCGGUCACACAUCAUAGAGGAUCAGAAAACUGCAGAAGAAAAGGCUAAUCAGUUACAAGUUAAAGUUGAGGAACUACAGAAAUGUGUCGAAGAUCGAAAUACACAGCUGGCAGAGCUCAACACGGAGAUCAACCAAUUAAUAUCAAAAGGUGAGAAACAAGAACAGUCAGAGAAACAGGAUAGUGAUGGACUGACGGAGGAACUGGAACGAUCCAGACAGGAAUUAGAGAAUGUAUCAAGUGAACUACGAAAGGUCAAGGCUGACAUGAAACAGAUGUCAAAGAAAGGCAGCAAAGCUAGUAAGACAAUGAUAGAGAGGCUUGAACAUCAGUGUGACCAGCUAGAACUGACUGUGAAGGUCAAGGACACUGAAAUAGAGAGACUCAACACAGAAUUGUCUAACACCAGGUCGUCUGCGGACACAGGUGUCAUCGUCAAAUCCAACCAGAUUGACAGUCUCCAAGCAGAACUUACCAGUGUACGGGCAGAGAUGACAGAAAUGAGAGAAACGAUGGAGAAAAAGAUCGCAGACAGGGACCAUGCCAUUAAAGAUCUCAAUCAGCUUUAUGAACAGAACCAGAAGGAGAUGGAUGAGAAUGAAUUCACAUUGAAAACCCUGAGGAAAGAAAUAGAGAAGUCUUCAGGGAAAAGUGAUAAGAUGCUUACUCAGAAGUUGACACAGAUUCAGGAUGAACUGGAAGUCAAAUCAAAGAGAAUUUUGGAAUUGGAAAUGGCAGAGGAGAAAGCAGAACAAUUUCAGAGUGAAUUGAGUAGCCUUAGAUUGACAAUUAGUGAACUAGAAAAUGUAAAUCAGGAGAAAAAGCAACUUGAAAAUGAAUUAACCAGUUUAAGGCAGAGGCUUACUGAAUUAGAAAAUGUGAACCAAGAAAACGGACAACUUGAAAAGGAGCUAGAGAAAAAAUCACAAAAACUUUCAGAAUUAGAAACAUUGAGAAAUGAAAAGGAACAGCUUGAGAAUGAGUUAGAAAGAAAAACACUGAGACUUUCAGAAUUGGAAAUUGGAAAUGAGAAAACAGAACAGCUCGAGACUGAGUUGUCCAGCUUAAGACAGAGACUGACUGAGCUAGAAAAUGUGAAAAAUGAAAAUGAACAAAUGGAAAAUGAAUUAACUAAACUAAGACAGAGACUUACUGAACUAGAACAUGUGAAUCAGGAAAAAGGACAACUUGAAAAGGAAGUAGAGGAUAAAGUCCAAAAACUUUGUGAACUAGAAACUGUAGAGAAAAAGAACCUUCAUCUUGGUGAGGAAUUGGAUGAUAAAGAGAAGAAAAUAAGUGAUCUUAAAACAGAGAGAGAAAAAGAUGAAAAGAAAUUGGAAAGUCAAACAGAAGAAAUCAGUAAACUUUCAGGACAAGUGGAGGUAAUGGACUCCAGGAUAAAGACUUUGAUGACUGAGAAGUGUGAUCAGGAACAGAAAGUAGAAAGUCUACAGGAAACUUUACACGGAAAAGAAAAAGAGUUAGAGGAAGUGAAAAAUCUAAUAGCAGAUAUCCAAAAUGAGACUAAAAGAUCUUGUAAUGAUGCAACAGCAGAAUUGUCCCACGUGAAAAUGGAGCUAGCCGAGGCCAAGUCAUCCUUACACAUGAUACAGACACUACACCAGAGAGCCAAGAAGGAACUCGCAGAAAAAUCAAAAUAUAUCCAGGAACAAGAGGAGGAGUCCAAGAUGAAAUAUGAACAGGAAGUCACAAAGAGGACAGAUAUAGAAGGGGAAAUGACUACAGUUAAAGGAAAGCUUGCAGAAAUGGAGUCCUUAAAACAAGAUUUAGAAUCACGUAACCAGACUGUACAACACCUUGAAAAAGAACUUGAGACUGCCAUGGCAAAAGUAGCUGACCUCACAUCACAGAAUAGUGAAAGAGGAACACAAGUGAGAGAGCUGGAGGCCAAAAUUACGGAGCAGAGUGAACAAGGUAAGGUUCGUCUUCAGCAGGAGGAGGAGAAACUAACAGCCCUGGUGAAGGCAUGUGAGGAAAAGUCGGGCCUCAUUGACUCACAGGCAGCUAAAAUCAAGGAACUAGCUCAGGGGAAAGAUUGUUCUGACACACUAGCGAUUGAAGUCAGUCAAAAAACAAAACAAAUUGAGGAAUUGACAAACACUGUAAAUCAGCUGGAGACCAGAUUACACAAAAGUGAAUCAGAUAAGUUAGCAUAUAGUCCUCAGAAAGAUAAGGACUCUACAAGGCAGCUGGAGGAUCUGCACAACUCUCUGGAAAGGGAGAAGCUGAAAAGUGAGGAGUACCACAAGCUGUUGGAGGAGAUGCGUGUGAAGGCAUGUCUUAGUCCAGGCAGUGAGAGCAAUAGUGUUCGAAGGCUACGUAAGGAUAAGAUUGAUACAGACAAUGCUUUGCUGGAGGCAAAAUGUAAAAUUUCAUCCUUGGAACGGCAGCUUGCUGAUCGGAUUUUCUCAUCACCACGACAACGAGAAUGCCUCCAGCGGGGCUCUGUCACCAGCCCGACGGUACAUAGGGAACUAAAUCGGAGUCAGGAACGGGAGCAGACUUUGAGACGACAGUUACAGCAGGCUAGCAACAGUCUCCAGGAACUAGGUCAAAAAGUCAGCGACCUUGAAGAUCAACUUUCACAUAAGGUGAAGGCCAUUCAGGAUGCUGAGGACACCAUUCAAGCCUUAAAGAAUCCUGGAACCCGCAGUGGUCGUCCCAGCACGGUAGCUGAAGUGAGUCGUCUUGAGGCAGAGCUCAAACAAAGGUGGGGUCAGAUACAGGAACUCCAGUCAGACCUUAUCCGUCGUGAUGAGAAGCUGGCGGCCAAGUCACAGGCCCUCAAGGAUUUCAAGAUUUCCAUGGAGAGAGAACGAAAUGAUUUUGAAGCUGCUCUCAGAGAUGCCAAGGCAAAUGAAUCUCUAAUAGAGAUGUUGAAGAAUGCCAUCACAGAGCAGGAAGAAACGAUGGAGAAACAGGAUUCUUACCUCCACAGAAAAGAAGAGGAGAUCAGAAACCUCUCACAGGAACUGGAAAAGUACACAGACAAGUAUCGCCAGGUCCUGGAAUCCAGUGGGGAUUCAGGACGAAGGAUGAUGGAACUGACACGCGAGAAUGCACGACAAGUCACUGAACAUUCACAGCAACUUAAAGAACAGGAGGGGAAAGUGUGCAAAUUGAACGAGACUCUUCAGGAGCAGAAAGUCACCAUAGGCAAACUGACAGAAGAAAAAGAAAAGUUAGGACUUGUUCUGAAGGAAAACAAUGCAGAGUUGAAGGAUCUGGAAAAACUGCUGUCACAGAGUCGCACAGAAACAGAGUGUCUGAGAGAAAGGCUGAAUUGUAGUAGUGAGAACAAGUCUGAAGCCACAGAAAAGGCAGAACAGGAGGCAGCCAUGCUACAGGUCAAGGUCAGGGAAAAAGAACAUGCACUGAAGGAUUCUCAGCGAUCACUGCGACAACUGGAGGAAAAACUCAACAAUGCAAAACAACAGACCAAUCAUAGCGAGGCAGAACUGAUUCAGGUCAGAAAGGCAUUGGAGGAGAAAGACAGUCAGCUCAAGACCUGGAGGACUGAGAGAGACAAUCUUGUGGCUGGCCUGGAGGGUAUUAUGAAGAAACAACAGAAAGAAAUACAUGAUCUUAAGAAUCAGGUCAAGGCAGGUCAGAGAGGUCAUCACCUUGACGAAAGCGUACUAUCACCAUUACAGUCAAGUCACACAAGUCAUCAUCAAGAUGACACUGCAUCCACACCAGCCAGGUCAAGUUUCAGGAGCCAUCACCAAAAAGACAUUUCACCAGUUAAGACAAAUCACAAGAGUAGGUGUCAAAGUGAAAGUACAUCAAGCAGGUCAAGUCAUAGUAACCACCAACAUGGUGACAGAACUUUAUCACCUGUCAAGUCAACUCACAGGGCGCAUCGCCAAGGCAGUGUUGCUCUAUCACCAAUCAGUGUGAAGGAAGAAGUUCCGUCAGGUGACAGCAGCAGCAGUGACGACAGAUUGAAGUCACCCCACCCAGGCACAGUGACAACCGAGUGUCACAGGUCACGUAGACAUAGCAAGAUGUCUACAGAGCAGUGUCCAUUAACAAAGACUCCUCAAUCUGAGGCCAGCAGGAGUCAUCGAAGCUCCAGUAGGCGCAGUCGUAAACGGAGAUCAGUGAGCGAGUCAGCAUUAGAGUUGCCAGCGAAGAAGAGAGACAACUUUGAUGCAACAUUUGCUUCAGAAGAAAGUAGUAUUUCUGACCAUGUUCAGAUAGAUGCCACGCCCCCUGUGGCUGCACGCAACCUCAGAAAAAGUCGUAAAAAACAAGGCACCACAGAAACAGAAGGUAAGGAGAACACAGGACCAUCUUCACGCCGAACAAGAAGGGGAACUAAAGGUACGGAGGCUCCAGGUCUGGGACGCAUUGGCUCCAUUGUGUCUGCUAUCAAAAACUCAUCUCUAACACGCUCAGCUAAGAAACUAUUAGAUGACAUCUCUGAGUCACCAAGCCAAUCAACACAAGAUCGUCCAACAGGAACCAGUGGGCCUUCAACACCAGACAGCCAAUACGUCGAGGUGGAAGAUCAGGGCACUCAGAUGUCAGGGGGGAAUAAGGAGGAGCAACAGCGCUCCAAACGAUCACGUAAACGCCAUCAACUAUACACAGAAAAUGUACACAUAUCAGAGCCAUUCGAGGGAGGAGGACUCUUUGUGCCUUCCACUCCGACUAAUGAUGUUCAUGGCAUAGUAUUAAGGAAACUGAGGACAAGAAAACACUAAAUGGUAAAGACACUGCAAACCUGUCUUUAGAAAACUGGUCACACGCCACAAUUCAGUGACAAAAUUUAAGCUAUACAGACUUAGCACAACGGUGAUCUCCUC
Molecule: messenger RNA, 8880 nt
Organism: Ylistrum balloti
Lineage: Eukaryota; Metazoa; Mollusca; Bivalvia; Pectinida; Pectinidae
Product: kinesin-like protein KIF20B
Exons: 36
Coding region: 1-8778 (2925 amino acids)
Biological process (GO): microtubule-based movement; mitotic spindle assembly
Cellular component (GO): spindle microtubule; nucleus
Molecular function (GO): plus-end-directed microtubule motor activity; ATP binding; microtubule binding
Source: RefSeq, a predicted model, not a curated record